Dothidotthia symphoricarpi CBS 119687 is the source of this 741-nucleotide messenger RNA. RefSeq lists its product as uncharacterized. The coding region runs from base 105 to 560 and encodes 151 amino acids. Lineage: Eukaryota; Fungi; Ascomycota; Dothideomycetes; Pleosporales; Dothidotthiaceae. The record is from RefSeq and is a predicted model, not a curated record. The transcript has a single exon.
UGGCUCUUGUCUCACCAGGAAGUGACAGUAUACAUGUCUCUCACUUCUUCACCACCCCGUCACUCAAUAGGUCUCACUCCAUUCAAAUACACAGAUGGAGCCUCAUGAUGCCGUAUAAAAUACUCCCAUAUCGAGAACGAAUCAACCACGGACUACUUACCAUACCUCGACAUCUACCCACCAAAUUCAACAUGUGCACCCCAUCCCUCACCACCUACCACUGCGGCCACAUCAAACCCAACCACCCAACUCCCUGCCAUACCACCACCUGCGAGAACGCUACCGAUAAACCUAUAACUCUGAGCCGAGAAUGUCCAACCUGCAGGCGCGAGGCACGACAAUUGUACGAGCUGAGCGACGUGAGUGAAGCCGAAACCGACGAUGCUGAUGAAACCCGUACCGGGAAGGAUGAUUGUAUUAACGAACAGAUCAAGGAGCGUAGGGAGUUCGUCGGAGGUCUGGGCUUAGACGCCGGACUUCGUGGCUGUGGGGCGGCGGGGUGUGAGUGUGUGGGAUGUACGUGGGAAAGGGCUGUUAUUGAUGAGCGGCCGGGACAGUAGGGAUUGGUACAUUUUGUGCCUUGCUGUUUUCAAGUAAAUGAUAGGAAAGUGUUCUUGCGAAUAAAGAGUGUUGCAAAUAUCAUUGUGUGGACGCGUUGGGGGCGCCCAGUGCGAUUGGUGGUGGUCUUCUUGAGUGGCAUGUUCGACAUCGAGAUCCGCAUACUGCUUGAUUCGCGUCCAU